AUGACUACGUCAUACGACAGUUACGAGCCUAGUCCAUGCGCAGCUGAUGGAGUCGGACCGGAACCGAAGUGGACUGGACGGCUCGUGCCCGCUACUUGCUCUCGUCAGGCCGUCGCCGUCUCCUUCCCGCCGAGGCAGUUCAGUAGCCUCCGCCGCGCCGUUGCGGUCGACUCCGACCAGCAAGGCUCCGCCGAGCCUCCAGAGCAGAAGGGGCCGAAGACGUACUACUUCCUGGUGGCGAACGCCAAGUUUAUGCUGGACGAGGAGGAGCACUUCCAGGAGCAGCUCGCCGAGAAGCUGCGCAACUACGCCGAGCGCAACAAGGAUCGCGAUUUCUGGCUCGUGGUGGAGCCAAAGUUCCUCGACAGGUUCCCUAACAUCAACAAGCGCCUCAAACGCCCUGCCGCGGCGCUUGUCUCCACCGACGGUAACUGGAUCACUUUCAUGAAGCUGAGGCUAGACAGGGUCUUAGCGGACCAGUUCGAUGCAGAAUCAGUUGAAGAGGCAUUGACUUCUAAUCCUGUUGAGUUGAAAUUUGAAAAUCCUGAGAAAUGGACAGCUCCAUACCCUAAAUAUGAGUUUGGAUGGUGGGAGCCUUUCUUGCCCCCGAAGUCCAGCAAUGGCACGGCGUAGAGAUAAGUAGCAAUCCACGUGAGCAAUGUAAGAUUUCUUCCAUGUAAGUGAUGAAUGUAAUUUUUUAUUUUCACGCUGCUUAUGUAGUCCUUGAGGUUUGCGAGUACAGUUAGUUACACUAGUCGCAGAGUUUUGGUACUACCAAAUAAUUAGUGGGUUUUUUUGAGAAAAAUCGUGGCUCUGUUGUGGCUGA
This is a messenger RNA of Phragmites australis (common reed), 826 nucleotides long. RefSeq lists its product as uncharacterized. The coding region runs from base 1 to 633 and encodes 210 amino acids. NCBI's taxonomy places the organism in Eukaryota, Viridiplantae, Streptophyta, Magnoliopsida, Poales, Poaceae. The transcript is spliced from 3 exons. The record is from RefSeq and is a predicted model, not a curated record.